UCAAAGUCGCCCUGAUGUGUGGAAUUUUGCUGCAAAGAUCACUCAAGAGGCCGAAAUGAGAGAAAAUACGACAAAAAAAAAGUCCCUUGUUUUCACUUUAUUUCUUCUCACAAAUCAGACUUUAUUACAUUUUAGCGACUGCCAGCUUAUAGACAUUCGAAACUCGCUUGUACGAAAACACGGAAAAUUGAAAACCGAGAACUCUCUGCAAGAGCAAGUAAAGUUAUUUCAAGAGGAAUUAGGGUACGUCUCAUUUUUGCAUGCAUCUCACGAAAUCAAACGCAGAAAGGAGAGAGAUGUCCCACACAGGCGCUAUCUCCACAAAAGAGGAAGCAAUGUUCACAGUGGAGUAAGGGCUGAAAUUGCUCGAGCCCUUGCACAUCACAUCGAAGGUAUGGAACCUAACUUUAAGUCAGCGUCAUUCCAGCAACUCUGGAGUGAACUGAAAGCGCCACUUACUGUUGUAAUGAGACCAAGGAAAGUAGAGGAACUUUUAACAGACCUAGAGAAAUGUCACUUGGGGAACACCCUGCAUGGUUAUGAAAUUCCAUCAGAUUUGGAUGGUAUUAAAAGAGACUUGGUUAUUUGCAAAAUCUACGAAACACUGGAGAAGAAUGCUGAAACCUCUUCUGGUGAAAAGUCCAACGACAACAAGCGUGAAUACGCCCAUAUUCGGAAUCUCCUCAAGCAGCCGCUAACCAGUUGUUUUAAGGUCGCAGAGCUGUCGUCGUUGAUGAAUGAGUUGGCGCAGUGUUUACCGCGGUUUGAGUUGGCUGGAAUAAAUUACCAGGUCCCAAGCAAGAUGUCUGAGGUGAAGAGAGAUGUGGUCAUUUGUAAAGUUGAUGAAGUAUUUAAUAAAACCGAUGACAAUGACUCGUCAGGAAGUGGAAGAGAGGUUUAAUUCAAUCCCGCCCCGAAGAAUAAAUGAUAUGCAAUUUCACGCCCUAAAACAUCGAAUAAUACUUUAUGGACGUUUAAGUUAUACCAAUGCACUAAAGAGUUAUCCUCACAGCUGCAAGUCGUAACCAUGAAUUACUAAAAAACCAGCAAUGAAACUAAUUUAAACCCAUUGAUAGGAAAAAAAACCAACGCGGAAAGUGCUAUGCCUUUUAUAUUAUGAAAUGUUCCUUUCGAAAAUUUAAUUUUUCUUACUAACUACUGAAAAGAUAAAUCUAUCUAAAGGAAAGAAGUUGCUCAGUAAUAGACUCUUCGGAAAGAUUGCUGUAAAGUUCACAGAUUACGAAUUAUCCUAUCGACUAAAUGAUUCAUCCAUCUAACCAUCCAUCCACCCAGGAAUACAUGAUAAAAUCCUUCUCAUCAUGCAUACUCACGUCAACUGAUUCAUUUAUGCAUGCACACAUGCAUGCAUGCAUUAGUGAUAUGUCUGCCUGCAUUCAAAACCAGGGACUCAGUUUUCGAUUAUUGAAACUGUCACAGCAGUAAACGUUUGAAAAUGAGUGUGAGAUGGUGAUUUUCUUAAACUAUCUCUCCCGUGAUUGAAAUGUAUGACUCCUUUAUUUCAUUUCAAUGUCGAGAAAUGAUGAAAGUGCUAUAAACGUGUAAUGUAAUAUUUGAUUAUAAAAUAAGGAAGUCGAAGAGAUAAGUGAAUUAGAAAAAAUUACUCAUGCCGAAAAAAAUAAAAAAAUCUAAAUGUAAGAACAGCUGCAUUUUAGCAUAAGGAAAUAAAAAUUUGUUUUGUAAUUGAAAUUUUCCAAUAAAAUUACAAG
Molecule: messenger RNA, 1727 nt
Organism: Pocillopora damicornis (cauliflower coral)
Lineage: Eukaryota; Metazoa; Cnidaria; Anthozoa; Scleractinia; Pocilloporidae
Source: RefSeq, a predicted model, not a curated record